AUGUCUGCUCCCCUCAUUCUUGGAGCUGUUUGUAGGACAUGGAGACGUAUUGUCUGGGCCACGCCCCGCCUUUGGAACGUCAUCUUCUUCGACCUCUGGUUCGAGGGCUGCGACACAAUAGCACGAAAGGAACUUCUGGAAGAGUGGCUGUUGCGUUCUGGCCAUCGACCCCUGCACAUAACAAUCGGGACGAAUGAAGCCGUACCUGAUGAGUCGGAAGAGGCUUUGUUGCCGUUCAUUGACGUUCUCAACGCAUACGCAGACCGGUGGAGGACCUUGAAAGUUUGCACCACGGUUUCCGGAGUCCUUGCAAGACUACGUGGUGGCGAGAUGCCGCUGGAUGGUUGCGGUCUUUCGGAAUUGGAUCUUGAGUUGCACGAUGAAGAGAUGUGGCCGCUCGUGAUCAACUUGACAUCCGUGACUCCUCGUCUCCGCAAGCUGAGAAUCCACGGACUUGACCACUACUCCCUCGAGGUCAAUUACCAAUUCCUCACACACCUCGCAACCGAAUAUUUCGGUGAAGAUGAUUGCGUCGAAAUCAUGCGCCGUGCACCGCUUCUCAUCGUCUGCGAGUUCAGGUCCAUGCUAGAACCGUGUGACGAGGAUGCACCCCAAAGCGUCGUCGUGUGUCAAAAUCUCCGGAAGCUGGUUAUCGAGGACGGCGCUUCCGAACAGCUUGCCCCGUUCUUCGGGAGGAUCCAACUCCCAAGGUUAGAAGAACUCACGAUCUCGACAGACACGUACUGGCACACGGAUCAAAAACUCGACCUCGCCGCUUUCUUCGACCGGUCGCCAUGUCCAUUACAAUCUCUCAUAUUGGGCAACAUCGAGUCAAAUGCCCAAGAUAUCCAAAAGAUGCUCGCAAAAGUGCCGACACUGAAGAGGUUCUUUCUCAGCGCAAGGCAGGAAACCGACAUGGCGGUGCGCGAUGCCCUGUAUGCUCUUGCGGGUCGCUUUCAAUCGAUCGUUCCCGACGGCCACCUCGAACCCACCACCCCAUUGGUGUCCCAACUUGAGUCGCUCAGCUGCAGCAGCAAUCUCGGGACGUUCAAAUGGGACGUUCUCCCAAAAAUGUUUGGCCUGAACGUUGGGAACCACGUUCAUUCCGAUAUUCAAGCGUCGCUCCGCAAUGUUGACUUGUUCCUCUUCGACGAUGACGAGAUCGGCGUCAUGGACCGCGACACCCUCCUUCGCUGCCUGCGUCUGUGCCGCGCCGGGGCCAGGAUAGAGAUUAAUCCUGAUGUCAUCCUGUGGUCCGCGGUGGAACAUUGCAGCAUAAAUAUAUACAACGAAUAG
Messenger RNA from Cyclocybe aegerita, 1296 nucleotides. Lineage: Eukaryota; Fungi; Basidiomycota; Agaricomycetes; Agaricales; Hemipholiotaceae. The record is from the annotation of a GenBank genome assembly.